AUGGAUGGUAGAAGGCUGGAGUACUCACGGUUGGCAGAGUUUGAUGAGGUCCUGGUCCGUGGUCCCUGGAGGAAGGCCCCGUAUGUAGAGAACCUGACUGAGAACCUGACUGAGAACCUGACUGAGAACCUGACUGAGAACCUGACUGAGAACCUGACAGAGAACCAGACAGAGAACCUGACUGAGAACCUGACAGAGAACCUGACAGAGAACCUGACAGAGAACCUGACAGAGAACCUGACAGAGAACCUGACAGAGAACCUGACAGAGAACCUGACAGAGAGCCUGACAGAGAACCUGACUGAGAACCUGACUGAGAACCUGACAGAGAACCUGACAGAGAACCUGACUGAGAACCUGACUGAGAACCUGACUGAGAACCUGACAGAGAACCUGACAGAGAACCUGACUGAGAACCUGACUGAGAACCUGACUGAGAACCUGACUGAGAACCUGACUGAGAACCUGACUGAGAACCUGACUGAGAACCUGACUGAGAACCUGACAGAGAACCUGACAGAGAACCUGACAGAGAACCUGACAGAGAACCUGACUGAGAACCUGACUGAGAACCUGACUGAGAACCUGACUGAGAACCUGACUGAGAACCUGACUGAGAACCUGACAGAGAACCUGACUGAGAACCUGACUGAGAACCUGACUGAGAACCUGACUGAGAACCUGACUGAGAACCUGACAGAGAACCAGACAGAGAACCUGACUGAGAACCUGACAGAGAACCUGACAGAGAACCUGACAGAGAACCUGACUGAGAACCUGACUGAGAACCUGACUGAGAACCUGACUGAGAACCUGACUGAGAACCUGACUGAGAACCUGACAGAGAACCUGACAGAGAACCUGACAGAGAACCUGACAGAGAACCUGACAGAGAACCUGACUGAGAACCUGACAGAGAACCUGACAGAGGACCUGACAGAGAACCUGACUGAGAACCUACAGCUUUCAUAA
Molecule: messenger RNA, 972 nt
Organism: Knipowitschia caucasica
Lineage: Eukaryota; Metazoa; Chordata; Actinopteri; Gobiiformes; Gobiidae
Source: the annotation of a GenBank genome assembly